AUGGAUAAACUUGCUCAACUAAACUCUUUUCUAGUAGAGCAAUUUCCUCCAGGCAUUAAAAUAACUCUCUCACAGCUGCCUUUACAAGAUUAUUCAUUGCUUAUUUCUUUUGCUUUGAGCAUUAUAGGUUUUGCUCUUUUGAUAUGUGUGAUAAGAUGGAAGCCACCUGUUAAAAUUCCUGAAGGACUUAAGAAGAAGAGACAAUAA
Messenger RNA from Blepharisma stoltei, 207 nucleotides. The record is from the annotation of a GenBank genome assembly. Lineage: Eukaryota; Ciliophora; Heterotrichea; Heterotrichida; Blepharismidae.